Messenger RNA from Malus domestica (apple), 1247 nucleotides. RefSeq names its product phenylacetaldehyde reductase-like. Gene Ontology annotation, biological process: steroid biosynthetic process. The record is from RefSeq and is a predicted model, not a curated record. Gene Ontology annotation, molecular function: 3-beta-hydroxy-Delta5-steroid dehydrogenase (NAD+) activity. NCBI's taxonomy places the organism in Eukaryota, Viridiplantae, Streptophyta, Magnoliopsida, Rosales, Rosaceae.
GGCAACUCUAAAUAUAAAGCUUUUUUCUGAGCUUUCACAGAGAAGAGAGAGAGAGAGAUCAAGAGAGAGGGAUGAGGAAGGUGGUGUGUGUAACAGGAGCCUCUGGUUACAUAGCAGCAUGGCUGGUGAAGCUCUUACUGGAACGAGGUUAUAUUGUCAAAGCCACUGUGCGUGAACCAAAUGAUUCAAAGAAAACAGAACACCUGCUCUCACUUGAUGGAGCAAAAGAAAGGCUUCAAUUGUUCAAAGCAAAUUUAUUAGAAGAAGGAUCUUUCGACGCUGCAGUCGAUGGAUGUGAAGGUGUUUUUCAUACAGCAUCACCUGUACAAUUUUCAGCCACUGAUCCGCAGGCAGAACUAAUUGACCCUGCAGUGAAGGGAACACUCAAUGUUCUAAAAUCGUGCGUAAAGUUUACUACUGUCAAGAGAGUGGUUUUAACAUCUUCUAUGGCUGCAGUCAUAGUGAAUGGAAGACCUUUGAACCCUGAUGUGGUAGUUGACGAAACAUGGUAUUCGGAUCAAGCUGUUUGUGCGCAGUUGAAGGAAUGGUAUUUUCUUUCAAAAACUAUAGCUGAGGAGGCUGCUUGGAAAUUUUCCAAAGAAAAUGGGAUUAACUUGGUUACAAUAAACCCAUCAUAUGUGAUUGGUCCGCUCCUACAGCCAACUCUUAAUCUCACUGUGAAGAUGAUUCUAAAUCUCAAAAAUGGUACACUUCCACAACCGGAUUUUUUUCUCUCUUUCUUGGGUUAUGGUGAUGUUAGAGAUGUUGCCUUUGCUCAUGUUCAAGCAUUUGAAGUCCCUUCGGCUAGUGGCAGAUAUUGUUUCGUUGGUCAUGUUACACCCGUGUCCAAGGUUCUGAAUAUUUUACAUGAACUCCAUCCCACUUUUUUCCCAAAAUGUGAGGAUGACAAACCUUGUGAACCAGGCUUUCAAAUAUCAAAGCAAAAAGCAAAAAGUUUAGGAGUUGAUUUUCUUCCAUUGGAAGUAAGUCUUAGGGACACUAUUGAAAGCCUCAAAGAGAAGGGCUUCCUCCAGCUUUGAAUUCAAGUGUUUGUUUCUGCACUCUCUCAGGAAACGUUGGACAUUAUAUUGUUCAUGUUCGGAUUUUCUAAAUUUAUCCGCAAAGGCGCAUGAAUGUUCAAACGUUGUUUCAACUCCUGAUGGCUCGAUUUAAGAAAGGUUGUUUAAUUAUGUGAAGUUUUUUUUUACUUUAUACAAGCGAUACUGGGGGAAUGAAUUAUCGAACUC